CGCGCACAGAUGCGGGUUAGACUGGCGGGGGGAGGAGGCGGAGGAGGGAAGGCAGCUGCAUGUAUGAGACCCACAGACUCUUGCAAGCCGGAUGCCCUCUGUGGAUGAAAGAUGUAUCAUGGAAUGAACCCGAGCAAUGGAGAUGGAUUUCUAGAGCAGCAGCAGCUUCAGUCCCCCCAGAGACUCUUGGCCGUGAUCCUGUGGUUUCAACUGGCGCUGUGCUUCGGCCCUGCACAGCUCACGGGCGGGUUCGAUGACCUUCAGGUGUGUGCGGACCCAGGCGUCCCCGAGAAUGGCUUCAGGACGCCCAGCGGAGGGGUUUUCUUUGAAAGCUCUGUCACGCGAUUUCACUGCCAAGACGGAUUCAAGCUGAAGGGCUCCACAAAGAGACUGUGUGUGAAACAUCUGAACGGAACCCUAGGCUGGAUCCCAAGUGAUAAACCCGUCUGUGUGCAGGAAGAUUGCCGCAUCCCGCAAAUCGAAGAUGCUGAGAUUCAUAACAAGACAUACAGACACGGAGAUAAGUUAAUCAUCACUUGUCAUGAAGGAUUCAAGAUCCGGUACCCUGACCUAUACAACGUGGUUUCGUUAUGUCGUGAUGACGGAACGUGGGACAAUCUGCCCAUCUGUCAAGGCUGCCUGAGACCACUCGCCUCUUCUAACGGCUACGUGAACAUCUCCGAGUUCCAGACCUCCUUCCCAGUGGGAACUGUGAUCUCCUAUCACUGCUUUCCUGGAUUCAAACUUGAGGGGUCGGAGUAUCUCGAGUGCUUACACAACCUUAUCUGGUCGUCCAGCCCACCCCGGUGCCUUGCUCUGGAAGUCUGUCCGCUACCUCCAAUGGUGAGUCACGGCGAUUUCGUCUGCCACCCGCGGCCUUGUGAGCGCUACAACCACGGAACUGUGGUGGAGUUUUACUGCGAUCCCGGCUACAGCCUCACCAGUGAUUACAAGUACAUCACCUGCCAGUAUGGGGAGUGGUUUCCCUCCUAUCAAGUCUACUGCAUCAAGUCAGAGCAAACGUGGCCCAGCACCCACGAGACCCUCCUGACCACGUGGAAGAUCGUGGCGUUCACGGCGACCAGCGUGCUGCUGGUGCUGCUGCUUGUCAUCCUGGCCAGGAUGUUCCAGACCAAGUUCAAGGCCCACUUUCCCCCCAGGGGACCUCCCAGGAGUUCCAGCAGCGACCCUGACUUCGUGGUGGUAGACGGUGUGCCCGUCAUGCUCCCAUCCUACGAUGAGGCUGUGAGUGGCGGCUUGAGUGCCUUAGGCCCCGGGUACCUGGCCUCCAUGGGCCAGGGCUGCCCCUUACCCGCGGACGACCAGAGCCCCCCAGCAUACCCCGGCUCAGGGGACACGGACACGGGCCCAGGCGAGUCAGAAACCUGUGACAGCAUCUCAGGCUCUUCGGAGCUGCUCCAGAGUCUAUAUUUACCUCCCACGUGCCAAGGGGGCACCCGCCCCGCUUCCGACAACCCUGACACCAUUCCCAGCACGGCGGGGGAGGUGGCAUCCACCAGCCCAGGCAUCGACAUUGCAGAUGAGAUUCCUCUAAUGGAAGAAGAUCCAUAACUGGGAAAAGUCCCGAUGAUUCUGCUGCCCCUUUGGGGAUGGGAGCCUUGUACCUUGGAGUGAGGCCUCGGGAGGACAGAACUUGGGGGAAUGGGGGAAGUUUUCUAAUUUAUCAACGUGGGAACAGUGACUCACAUCGUACAUCUCGGACUCAACAGUGAGGCUGACAAACGGCGGUGGCAGUGCUUUUAAAUGAGACUUGAGGAUUUGCCAAGAGCAGUGAGGAACAAAAGGAUGGGGUUAACUCUGUGCGGUCCUGGAUGGUGUUAAGUGCAUCUCGUGCUGCGGAACAUGGGACAGACGGUUCCACGCGUAUCCCACCGAAUCCCACAUCCCGCUGACUGAUGUUAUGAGUACUACCCGCUUCCUCUGAAAGCAUGUCACAUUAUGUAAAUCGCUUCUAAAAUCUGCUUCAAACUGUCACUGGACUCCAAAUUAGAAUGGAUCAGCCUCUGCAGGAAGUCUGCGUUGAGCUGCUGGCAGAGCAGCAGAGCGCCCCCUGCAGGCUCCCAAAGGAAGAUUCUGGCAUAUCCCUUGGACAGUCUUCCUUGGGCUGGACAACUCUGCUCAAGGCAAAACUAAAGCGGGAUGUGGCAGUUCCACGGAGGAAGGAAAGGAAAGACUCAGGCAGACUCUGCUUUCUGAAAAUUUCUUCAAAAAGUAGAGCUCCUGCCCUCCGUGCUCUCCUUUGGUGAAAUAUCGUCAGUGUUUGUAUUCAUGGUCUAGCACACGGAUCCACGACAUUGGCUAAAUCUUGUGACUUUACACAUGGUCAGAGUGUGUCCAAAUACAUCUCAUGGUGGCCAGGUAACCAAGGUAGUGUUUCGUUUUGGCAUUUUUAAAAGAUUCCACUUGACAAUGUAUCUGAGUCGUGAGCUCCUCCCCGGUUACCUAUUAGGGUUGUUGCCCCCGCUCCCAAACUCAGCCAGAUUUAAUUUUCCAAAACCGCAAUUGUAUCUGAAAACACAUUCCUCCUCCUCCAAAUAAAGUAUGAAACUAGAUUUUCCCCCCCUUUUAUUUUGCCCUGCAAAGUCCUCAGGCUCCAAAGACGGAACGGCUCUCCCCUCCUGCUUCCGGGGCUCUCUGGCUCUCUCACCCGCCUGUCCAUCCAGCACGCCCACAGCGCGCUUUCCCGGGACCCACCGGGUGUCGCUCCUAAGAAAAUGAUUGAUAAAAACAUAUCCAGAGUCCCGAAGUGUCUCUUCAAAUACAUGUUGAUCUGUGGAGCUGAUUCCUUUUCUCCUCUGGGUUUUAGACAAAUACAAACAAAACUCUGAUCCAUGAAAUUGCUUUUGCUGAUAGAGCGGUGAGAGCUGGAAGCUUCAUCAGAUCCUGUUUCUUCUCGACACAGACGGAUUAAAAAUUAAAAAGAAAA
Messenger RNA from Hippopotamus amphibius kiboko, 2947 nucleotides. RefSeq names its product sushi domain containing 4 (gene SUSD4). The record is from RefSeq and is a predicted model, not a curated record. Lineage: Eukaryota; Metazoa; Chordata; Mammalia; Artiodactyla; Hippopotamidae. The transcript has 9 exons. Bases 112 to 1572 code for a protein of 486 amino acids. Gene Ontology annotation, biological process: negative regulation of complement activation, alternative pathway; negative regulation of complement activation, classical pathway.